CUCUCUUCCACCACAACAUCCACACCGCAGCCAUGUCCGCCGCCCCCGCCCCCGACGCUCCCGCUACCGCGCCCGCAAAGGUCGCCCUCAUCGUCGUCGACGUCCAGAACGACUUCCUCCCCCCCUCGGGCUCGCUCCAGGUGCCUGGCGGUCUCGAGGUCGUCCCCGCCAUCUCCGAGCUGCUCGACGGCAAGAAGCUCAACCACAAGUGGGACCUUGUCGUUGCGUCGCAGGACUUCCACCCCGAGGGCCACAUCUCGUUCGCGUCCAGCCACCCCGGCCACAAAAAGUUCCAAACCAUCGAGACCCGCGAUGCCCGUGGUUUCGACUACGAGCAGAUGCUCUGGCCCGACCACUGCAUCCAGGGCACCAAGGGCAGCGAGAUCCACGCCGACCUGCUCCCCAAGCUCCAGGCUUACGGCGACAAGUUCAAGCUGAUCAGGAAGGGAUUCAACAAGGGCGUCGAGGCCUACUCGGCCUUUGACGGCGUCAUCUCGGAUGCCGCCAACCCGCCCCCUCUCCCCACCGAGAUCGACCCCCAGCCCACGCGCAAGAUCGUCGAGGCCCUCCGCGCCGAGGGCAUCAAGAAGGUUGUCGUUGUCGGUCUCGCAGGUGACUUCUGCGUCUCGCACACCGCCCUCUCUGCCCUCUCCUCGCGCUUCGACACGGCCGUCUACCUGCCCGCCACGCGCGCCAUCAACGGCCGCGACGCCGACGAGAACUUUGACAAGCUCGUCGCGUUUGGCGGCAGCACAAUCGGCAACAAAAAGUCGGACCGCUGGUACGACCAGCUCAACGCGUGGAUCGCCAAGUAGAGGAGGCCAGUGCCGCACCGUAGAUGAGAUGCGAUGCUUGCUGCAGACGACAG
Molecule: messenger RNA, 868 nt
Organism: Vanrija pseudolonga
Lineage: Eukaryota; Fungi; Basidiomycota; Tremellomycetes; Trichosporonales; Trichosporonaceae
Gene: PNC1
Product: Nicotinamidase
Exons: 4
Coding region: 33-815 (260 amino acids)
Source: RefSeq, a predicted model, not a curated record